Messenger RNA from Eucalyptus grandis, 1998 nucleotides. Its product is annotated as ABC transporter G family member 15-like. Gene Ontology annotation, cellular component: membrane. The transcript is spliced from 9 exons. Bases 21 to 1961 code for a protein of 646 amino acids. Gene Ontology annotation, molecular function: ABC-type transporter activity; ATP hydrolysis activity; ATP binding. Lineage: Eukaryota; Viridiplantae; Streptophyta; Magnoliopsida; Myrtales; Myrtaceae. The record is from RefSeq and is a predicted model, not a curated record.
AGAGAGAGAGAGAGAGGAAAAUGAUGGAGGUGAGGAAGGAUGUGAUGGACAAUGACAUUGCAGAGAAAGAGAGCGACAGCGUUCGCGGCCAAUCGUCCGCGUCCUACCUGGUGUGGGACGACUUGACGGUGUCGGUGUCGGCCGGUUCCAAGAGGAAACUGCUGAACCAGCUCAGUGGGUAUGCUCAGACGGGUCGGAUCUUGGUCGUCAUGGGUCCUUCCGGUUCUGGAAAAUCCACUUUCCUCGACUCAUUGGCAGGUCGGAUUUCUUCUGACAUCAGAAGAGGGGGAAAUAUUUCCCUAAGUGGGAAAAAGAUGAAGCCCAUAAACCACAAAGAUCUGUCCUAUGUGACUCAAGAAAAUUUUUACUUGGGCACUCUCACUGUCAAAGAGACAAUAGCUUACACAGCUCAUCUGAGGCUUUCUUCUGAAAUGACGAAAGCCGAGAUUGAUGAGGUGGUAGAAACGACCAUAAAGGAGAUGGGACUUGAAGACUGUGCAGAGAACAAGAUUGGUAACUGGCACUUGAGGGGCAUAAGCAGUGGAGAAAAGAAAAGACUUAGCAUCAGCCUUGAAAUGGUGACAGGCCCACUGAUCUUGCUCCUUGAUGAGCCUACCACAGGCUUAGAUAGCGCCUCGGCUUUUUUUGUCACAAGAGCUCUAAGAAAUAUUGCAGAUGAAGGUAGAAUAGUUAUUUGCUCAAUGCACCAGCCGAGCAGUGAAGUUUUCGAUCUUUUUGAUGAUUUACUCCUUCUGUCGAGUGGAGAAACUGUGUUUCUGGGAGAAGCCAAAAUGGCCAUUGAGUUCUUUGCAGAUGCUGGAUUUGCUUGUCCGAGGAGGAAAAAUCCCUCUGAUCACUUUCUGCAGUGUAUUAGCUUGGACUUCGAUUCUGUGACUGCCACUCUAUUGUUUUCUCCUAGAAAUUGUCAAAAUCCGGCCUCGUCUGGUUUUUCAAUGAAGAUGAAGACAGCAGAGAUUAAAGCCACACUCAUCCAAAGUUACAAAUCCUCAGAGUAUUCAUCCGCAGUUAGGAGGAAAAUGCAAGAAAUUGCAGCUACUAAGGAUUAUCAGGUCUGCCAGUUGAAUAAGUAUACUAAUUCCAGCAAGUGGAAGCAACUCAGGAUUUUGACUCAUCGAUCCUUCAUCAACAUGUAUAGGGACAUUGGAUACUCCUGGUUGAGGAUCAUGUUCUACGUUUUAUCAUCAAUAAGUACCGGAACUCUAUAUUUUGACAUUGGAUACGACAAUGGGGCAAUUAUCAACAGAGGAAAGUGCGUUUCAUUUAUCUACGGCUUCAUGAUAUGUUUAUCUUGUGGUGGUGUCCCUUUCUUUGAUGAAGAACUGAAGGUAUUUUAUGCCGAGAGACUCAAUGGGCAUUAUGGUGAGACAGUGUUCGUGCUUGCGAAUUUCCUUUCUUGGCUCCCUUUCUUGGUGGCGAAUUCUCUGCUUUCAGGAACAACGAUAUUCUACAUGGUGAAGCUUCAUCCAGGGUUCUCUCACUAUGGUUAUUUCUGCAUUAAUCUCUUCUGCUGCAUCACCGUUAUUGAGAGUUGCAUGAUGGUUGUGACCUCAUUUGUCCCCAAUGCCUUGAUGGCCAUAGGAACUGGAGCUGGUGUCAUUGUUCUAAUGAUGAUGGCAUCACAGAUUUUUAGACUUCUCCCCGAUCUUCCCAAGUUCUUUUGGCAGUACCCAAUGUCCUACAUCAGUUUUGCCAAAUGGGCAGUUGAGGGUCAAUACAAGAAUGUCAUGACUGGCUGUGAGUUUGAUUCAGCAGAGCCAGGAGAACCAAAACUGAAAGGCGAGACCAUCCUCAAAACAACUUUCGGCAUAUCACCGGAUCACUCCAAGUGGUGGGAUGUAACCGUGCUUCUCUUUCAAUUGUUUGUUUACAAACUGCUACUCUUCUUAAUGCUCAGGUACAAGAAGAGAAUGGCGCCCUGGUUAAAUGGGCACUAUUCUUAGCUUGUUUACAAACUACUACUACUUUCUUAAUUUUAUG